CGUGCGCCCUCCGCAGACAGUCAAGGCAAAAGACACACGGCUCAUCCGCUCGCCUCCCCAUUGACGUCAGUCCGGUAUCACAUGAACGAGCAGGGACCAAUCGGCGCGGCGCAACUGGAGAGUGCUGGCUCCUUUACACCAAGAUAGGGGAAAGACUGAAUAAAAGGAAAUCGUGCCAGUGAGCCUGUAAUGACCACAAACCCCCCGGAUGAGCCCUGAGCCGCCGCCAUUGGAUAUUUCCUCACUUUUCUCUUCAUUCCCAUGUGUUCCUCGCGGUGGAUUAUUGUGUUUGGCACUGGGUCGAACGGAAUGGAUAAGGCCAUGGCCCUAACAUAGCCUAUUGAAUAGCUCGUCGGUGGUGGGGGGUGGAGGCGAGACGCGCACAGUGGAGACAAUUUAUGGGGCAUUGUGCGGGAGGAAAAUGGUGGAUUAUUUACACUGUAUCAUAAAAACCUUCCCCCGGCUGGAGAUCCGGACAUAGGACGCUGUCUGCGGCAUUCUGCGCCUGUCUGCCGCGUAUACAGACCCCAGGUCGGUAGGUAGGUACCCCCCUCCAGCUCGAUCCCAGCGACCUUAUCCAUUUCUAUUUGAUAUAUACACGGAAGGAUUCUUGUAUCGUUUCGACGAGUUCACCCCUCCCCCCUGAGAGGAACAUUUGGAAACAAUAAACUGUUGGAUUAUUAAACUAUGGAUUUCAACAGCGGCGGAGGGGGGGGUGCUAACGAUCUGCACAACAACCAGUUCUAUCAGUGCGAGGAGAACAAGCCUCUGCUGGGGGAGAUGUCGGAGGGGAACAACAACAGCAAGCCGAGCGCGGGGCUGGGCAAGAGGACCCUGCUCCACUGCAGCAGCAGCUGCAUGCGCUACAAGCUGCUGCACGAGGGGGACAUCCAGGUGUGCGUGGUCAAACACCCCCGCACCUUCCUCAGCAAGAUCCUCACCUCCAAGUUCCUGCGGAGAUGGGAGCCGCACCACCUCGCGCUCACAGACAGCAGCCUGUCAUCCGCCACCCCCACUGGUUACAUGGAGACGUCGUUGUCCUACAGCUCCAUAGAAGACCUGCAGCUCCUUUCAUGGGACAAUGCUCCAAAGUACUGUGUCCAGCUCAGCUUCCCUGGAGGAACCGUCCUGCUGCAGGCUGCAAACAGCUACUUGAGAGACCAGUGGUUUCAUUCUUUGCAGUGGAAGAAAAAGAUCUACAAGUACCGGAAGGUCCUGAACAACCCGAGCCGCUGGGACGUGGUUCUGAAGGAGAUCAGAGCACUGGUGGACAUGGCUCUGAGCUCCCCCCUGCAGGACGAGUCCAUCCACCAGGCCCCCCUGCACAUCAUCUCCACCCUGCUGGCUGAGAACUCUCACCUCAGCACUCAGGAUCAUGAGAACAUCAUUGUGGCCAUUGCUCCUCUUCUGGAGAACAACCACCCACCACCUGACCUGUGUGAAUUCUUCUGUAAGCACUGUCGGGAGCGGCCGCGCUCCAUGGUUGUGAUCGAAGUGUUCACUCCUGUGGUCCAGAGAAUCCUCAAACACAAUAUGGAUUUUGGAAAGUGCCCUCGACUGCGUCUUUUCACGCAGGAGUACAUCCUGGCUCUGAACGAGCUCAAUGCGGGGAUGGAGGUAGUCAAGAAGUUCGUCCACAGCAUGCACGGGCCCACCGGGCAGUGCCCCCACCCCCGGGUCCUGCCAAACCUGGUGGCAGUGUGUCUCGCCGCCAUUUAUUCCUGUUAUGAGGAGUUCAUCAACAGUCGGGACAACUCCCCCAGCCUGAAGGAGAUUAGAAAUGGCUGCCAGCAGCAGAACGAACGCAAACCACCCAUGCCGCUGCGCCUGCUGCGCCCUGAGCCUCCGACACCUCCGCCUGCCACCGUCCUACCAAUUUCUGGUACCCCCAGUCCUCCUCAACUGCCUCCUCCUGCCCCCUCAAACCCCACCCCGUCCAUUCCUAUCUCCUUCCCCACACCCUCCCUACCCCUCUCCCCUCCUCCCUCCGUCGUCAACUCAAGUGAGAUCCUGGUGGAGCUGGAGCGCAACAACAACUCGGCCAACAGUAGGCAGAAGGGCGGUCCAUCGGGGGGCGACAGUGAACCCAACCUGAUCGAUUGCCUGCUGGUCAGCCCGGCACUCAGCACUCUGUCCAUCCAGCUGCCGGCGCAGGCCGACCGCGUGCUGGGCUGCUUCGCGCUCAUCCUCAAGAUGCUGUCUGACUAUGAUGAUUGGAGACCUGCUCUCGCCAGCCUGCUGCAGCCCAUCCCCUUUCCUAAAGAGGCCCUUGCACAUGCCAAAUUCACUAAGGAACUGAAAUAUGUAAUUCAGAGGUUUGCUGAGGACCCGAGGCAGGAGGUCCAUUCCUGCCUCCUCAGUGUGCGUUCAGGUAAAGAUGGCUGGUUCCAGCUCUACAGUCCAGGAGGGGUGGCCUGCGAUGACGAUGGAGAGCUGUUUGCCAGUAUGGUCCAUAUUUUGAUGGGCUCCUGCUAUAAGACCAAGAAGUUCCUGCUCUCGCUGGCGGAGAACAAGCUGGGUCCCUGCAUGCUGCUGGCCCUGCGUGGAAACCAGACCAUGGUGGAGAUUCUGUGUCUGAUGCUGGAGUACAACAUCAUUGAGAACAAAGACACUCAGCUGCAGAUCAUCUCCACCCUGGAGAGCACCCAGGUGGGGCUGCGCAUGUACGAGCAGCUCUGUGACCGACAGAGAGAGCUCAAAGAACUGCAAAGGAAAGGAGGCCCCACCCGGCUUACUCUGCCCUCAAAAUCCACGGAUGCAGACCUUGCCCGUCUGUUGAGUUCAGGUUCUUUUGGGAAUUUGGAGAACCUGAGCCUGGCCUUCACCAACGUAACCAGUGCCUGUGCCGAGCAGCUCAUCAAGCUGCCUUCACUCAAACAGCUCAACCUCUGGUCCACACAGUUUGGGGAUUCAGGGUUAAGGUUGUUAUCUGAGCAUCUGGCCUGUCUUCAGGUUUUGAACCUGUGUGAGACUCCAGUCACUGAUGCUGGUCUGCUCGCUCUCAGUUCCAUGAAGAGUCUUUGCAGUCUGAACAUGAACAGCACCAAGCUCACAUCUGACACAUAUGAGGACCUCAAGGCCAAACUGCCUAACCUGAAAGACGUUGAUGUUCGGUACACAGAGGCCUGGUGAUCAACCAGGCUCACUCAACCCUUACACACAACCAGGCAGACACAUCAACAUAUGCACACACUGCACACAGGCUCCAAUUCAUGACAAGAAUAUUGUGUAGUUAUGUCAUCUCCAUCGUUGCCCAUCAUUAGACCAGGAAAUGUGACAUCAUCCCCGCGUAAAUAUCACCUGAUGUGACCAGAGGAGGAGCCUUCACAAGCUACAUCACAACCCCUGUAAUGACAUCAUCACUGGGUAUCAACUGUCAGCAACACAAGGAAUCUUUAUUGACUUGCAGCUUCCCUUAUCUUUUCACCAAUAUUCCAAGGACCUGAUGAUUAGAGGAAAAGCGAACCGCUGUUACAUUGUGACAUGCAGGACACUUUUCUCUGGCUGAGCUUUUGCCCAGUCUUUCAGAUGUCUCUCAGUUCCCAUGUCCAGUCCAGGUGCAGCUCUCCAGCCGAUGCUCUCCCACCGCUGUUGGUGUGUCGUGAGGAAGAUCUGAGCCUUCCCAUCUGUUUCUCUCUCCUGCGCUUGUACCAUGAAAGCUGGAUACCGCAGCUUACAUUCCAGUUCUUCUCCAAACUGAUCUGCGAAGUAGCUCUCAAAGCAGACGUGUUGAACUGAACCUCAGUCCUCACUCUCACACUCUUUGGCUUUAGUUUUCAGGUUGUGAUUCUAAUAUGUUCAAAUGUUUUAUUGGGAAACAGAGGUGCUGCCUCUUAGAAACAAAGAGUUGCAAGACUGUGCCUGUUUAUCUUUCAUGACAGGUUCUCGCAAAAAAAAAGAAGGUUUUUAUCAACUUGAAUGGACAUAUUUUUCCAGACAUCUGUGCUUUCAUAUAUUGUGUGUUUCUUUAUAAAACAUAUAUAUGAUGAUAACACCCAGUGAUGAUAUUUUGGAAACAGUUUGGAAACUCUGCAGGAAAGUUCAACGGCAACAUUUGUUCCUUUUUCGUUUGUUUUCACUGUACAUACUGAUGAUCUCCAAUUACUAUUUAAUAACCGUUGUGUAGCAGUAGUUGGGUUGUCUGGGACUGCCUAAUAUUUAUAUGUUUUUUUUUAAAGCCUUCUUAACUCUGUCUCUCUUGGAUUGUGUCCUUACGAUAAUGAAGUACACAGGCCCUGUUGUCUUUCUUUGUAAGAUACAACACAAGCCCCCCAAGAGGGCCCCAUACACAGAUCUCUCUGUACAAUGUCAUGAUGGUAACAUAGAUCUGUGAAGUGGACUCAAAUUGGACCUGAACCAUCACCAGCUGAGAGUUGUGUUUUUUCUUAUUCUUUGAUAUUUUCGGAGAUAUAAAAAGAAGAAAUGCAACUUGCCAAACUUUGUCAUUGAAUUCAGUUUAUGUUUGUGCACUUGUGUCUUUGGGCAAACAUAAGUGUGUUUUCAGUACUGACGAAGUUUCAAGUGGAAGCUGCCUGUGGAUAGACACUGACACUGUUUGGAUUCACGUCACUGACCCCUAGCUGAGGUCAGGGGGAGCAGUCUCAGUGCCUAUAAUGGAGCUGUGGAUGAGUGGCCUAUUGGUAUCUUACUAUAUGUCACACCACCUGUUUUAAAUUGUUCUGCUGUUCUUAUAUUACGCCAUAAUGAAUGGGUUACAUUCUUAGGCUGUUGGGGUGAACAAUUGUCAUCAGUGGAUGGGACAAAAUCAUUGUACAUAUUCUUUCACGGGCUAUAAGGGACAAAGGAUAGGAAAAAGGCACCUUUUGGCCAUAUCUGCCUUUCUGCAUUCCCUCAAAAUGUUGCCUGUUGGUAUUGUGGCAGCAUUACAUAUGAUGUGGUAACUGCCCAGUUUAUCAGAAGCUCCUUUUCCUCUCUGUCUAGAUGUGGUUUGGGUUGCAUUGGCCCUAUAAAAAGCAAGACAUGUCAGACUUCCUCUCUGUUUCCAGUCAGCCUUGCUCUGACUGCACCCAUCCAUUUUAUUUAUUUGUGUCGACCUCCGAAAUGCUUAGGGUUUGUUAAACCAACACCACGGCUGCAGCAGAGGACAGGAUGCCGUCCACUAUGAGAUGCUUUGUUUCUUAUUUAUUAGGUGCCAUGACAGUUUUGGCUUGUAGAUUCGGUUUAUGUACGGCCAUCUUUGGUUCCGGUUUUAGGACCUCCUGCUUUUUCAUAUCCUGUAUGAUAUACAAGUGUAUAUAGUCGUCUCUUCCCUUCUUCUCUUUCAUUUUUUGUUCAACCCCCUCCACCUUUUAUUGGCAGGCUGGUGUUGCCUUUAUCUUAUUUGUGUGUGGUGUUUUUUUCACACAAAGUGCACUGUAAUCUAACAAAUUAUGUUUUCAUAAUAUCUUUAGUUUCCAAAAUCUUUUAUUUUAUCACUUCACUUAAAUCAAAUUCUUGUGUUCUUGUUUUUUGUUUGUUUUUGCAUGUACAUGUUGCUGUGUGAUCUAUUUUUAUUUUGUAUUUUUGUUUUAUAAAAGGAUUGAUAUAUGAUAAAGGGUCGAAUCACUAUCUCACUGAGGUUAAGGACUGAAUUAGAGAUAUCCAAUCCAAUUAUAUCUGAUCAUAGUGGCCAAGAUCUAGCUAUAGUCCUGACCCGUCCUGAAGGUCGAGGCAGUUCGGGUUUGAUUGUUGUUGAUUUUUAAACAGCCAUUACCAAUGCUGGUACUGUUGGACUGACGCUGCCUCUAACUGGGAUUCAAUCGUUCAAGUUUUCCCAUUUUAAUAUUGAAUAAAACUUGCAAAUAAUUAUUGUUUCCUCAAGAAUGUGUACCAAUACUGCCAGAUAAUCAUAUCAGAGGUGGACCACACUGACUGACCGUUAUCAUUUUAAAAUAAAGUUGUUGCUUUUCAAACAUCAGAUAA
Messenger RNA from Gymnodraco acuticeps, 5922 nucleotides. It is a transcript of the gene cmip, whose product is annotated as c-Maf inducing protein. The record is from RefSeq and is a predicted model, not a curated record. Lineage: Eukaryota; Metazoa; Chordata; Actinopteri; Perciformes; Bathydraconidae. Gene Ontology annotation, cellular component: cytosol; nucleoplasm.